GUACAGUUCGGCUUGUGCAGCUCACGCCUUCUUUAUCACAGCUGUCGGUACCAUAUAUAGCGAUUAAUUGGGUACUCACACUGUAGCGAGAGAGUCAUCCACUGGAGAGAUUUGGCAGUUGUUGCUGUCAGCGCGUCGCAAAUGAGCAACCCUCCACAACCAAAUGACGCCCAGCCGCAAACGAAUGAGCGCGCCUCAUUCCAAGCACCGACAAGGGCCAGCUUAGCUAGAGCUCAUCCCACUCUUCCUCAACGUGCGCUUAGCAGAUCGCCCGUGAGAGGCCCACAAAAACCGACACAGGCUGACGCGCGGGCUGUCGGCUUGAGGGAUCGAAAGGCUCUCCGACCAUCGUUGACUUCGUCCGCAAGUCCGCUUAAACCCCUCAGGAGCGCAAAACAAAAACAAUCACCUCGAAUAUCUAGCGGUCUUGGUGUCUUUGCUGCACCACCAAGGCGGGUCUCCACUCGAAUUACUGCUUCCGAUUUGAUUUUUCGGUCCCCUACAUCGACACAGCAGAGUAUCGAGGUACCACGACAUGUCAAUACGCCGGAGGAUCAAUUGACAUCGGAGCUGGGUAGUGCGACCGGGGACAUGGAUGUGACUGUGGAUUUCAGUCAGUCUUCUCUUCAAGAAAUACUCGACGAGCCAGACCUUCCGCCAACGCCGACCCAAUUGGGGCUGGAACGGCCCUUGGGACGCACCAAGGGGCUCCCAAGCAGCAGCCCGAGUUCACAACAAGCGAAAUGGGGGAGGCGACGGGCCACGGACAAUCCUGAGCAGACGUCUUCUAGGUUGAGGAGUGUCGACUAUGGCGAGUCCGAGGAGCCGACAGGAUUGGAGCCGGCCAUAGAUUGGAUGUCCUUCCCGGAGCACAUUCUGGAAAAGCGAAAAUUGAAGAAUGAGCUCACGGACGAGCUAGAGAAACUGAAAAAGGACAUUGCCGAGUUGGAGGAUUGGUCAAGGAACCUGGGUCGGGGUGACGAGAACACAGAGCGCGACUUGAUUAAGUUAUCCACACUAUUAGCGUCUUCUCAUCCCACAGAUGCAACAAUCGAUGAUCCUCCCUCGGCGACGGCUUCAAUCUCGUCGCUGAUCUCAGCUCUGCUUCCGUUCGCUGCGAAGGCUCCUCUUCCACCGUCUCAAGACACAUUUCCAAUCAAUCCGUUUACGCUAGGCGAGCAUGCCCUCGAGAAACCCUAUCUGACGGCUUUUGCACCUUUGGAUCUCACCGCAUUCUCGGAGCUGGUGCCUGCGACAAGAGCCCAGCCGUCCCUGGAGAGGCAUGUUCUAACUUUCACUGCGCCGCGUCCGUUCCCUUCCAAUCGCUAUAACGUAGCCAUUGCGUAUGACGCCAACCCAGAAACACAAACUCUAUUCUCGAUAUGGGUACCGACCGAGUUCAAAAAUGGUAAGACGAUAAUGUCAGCUUCCUUGCAGCAAUGGAUAGACAUUCGACUCGCCAACCCGCUGCUAAAACUAGAUAUCACGGGGCUUUGUUGGGGCAUCAACCGGCACUGGGAAGCUGCAAUUUCACGAGCUCAGCUAUGGUCACAGAUGGAGGAGCAACAUGCAAACUUGAUCCCUGGCCACAAGAGGUCCGAUGUUGCCUCACCAUCGAGCUCUGACGAUCGAAGCAUAGCUGAGCUACGACGUAUUCUUCCCCAUCUUGAGCGAACGUCUAUGCUAUUCGGAUCCAAGACCAGUCAUUUAAGUAUGCUACUCUCCUGUGAGCUAAGGAUCGACGAAUGGUCAAGCGAACCCCAGCUCGUCCCUGGCAUCAGCGUCUCAAGUACCAGUGCCUCCGAUAGCACUUCCAGACGAAAGCUUGAACAGGAAUGCAAGAAGCUUUUCCAUGCUAUGCUGAGUGAGAAUCAAGAUAGCCAGUCCGAAGGACUCGGUGGAGAGUCAAGCGGGAUUCAAAUCGGCUCUGUCUUGCGAGCUACGCGGGGCGUCGUGACAGUUCUAUUCAACGAGGACGAUGAUGCAGCAGAGGUCACGGCCCAUCAUACUUGAGAGCAUGACAUAUCUUAGGCUAGAGAGAUCACGAGUCCCCGUAGACGUGGGAAGCACGGGAUAUUACUAUGUCUAUGGCGUUUCGUUCAAAAGGCGGGUGGCGUUGUUAGGCGUGAAGAUUGGGGUACAUGGGAAGCCUACUUUGCUUCACGUCCGGCUUCAGAGAUCGGUUAUACCACGACUCUUCGUGGGAGUCCGGGUGAGGGGUACAGGAAAUAUCUUGUUUUCCGCAUAGCAUGGAAAGGAAGCAGCGAUAAGG
Molecule: messenger RNA, 2272 nt
Organism: Aspergillus homomorphus CBS 101889
Lineage: Eukaryota; Fungi; Ascomycota; Eurotiomycetes; Eurotiales; Aspergillaceae
Exons: 2
Coding region: 142-2013 (623 amino acids)
Source: RefSeq, a predicted model, not a curated record